AUGUCGCAUCGAGUGGCGCGUCCGCUUCGGCUGCUGCAGUCUUCUUGGAGCCUUGGGGUUGAGCGUGAAGAUGGCCACACGGUGCCGACCAUUGCCGUGUACAAACCCUCUGGCCUCCCGUACUUUGCCGCGUCACAGGUGGCCGCGUGCAGCAGCGGACGACAUUUGUUCUCUGCCUCGCCACGGGACGUUCCGGCAGUAGAACCAGCGGAUGUGAGUGACUCUCUGCUCGGUCGGAUGACAGACCUCCUGCCUCCCGGAAGCGGCAUACCGCGUGUAGCUUUACCACUCAUUCACCCAGCGUUAUCGCGUUAUGCCACGGCGUCGCAAUUGAAUGCGUUGACGGCACAGCGAAAGGGAACUUCACUUAUUGCCUGUUCACCUCAUGAGUUUAUGUUUCUUCGCAACUGCCAUCGGCUGCAUCUUGUAAGGUCUGUUUACCGUGUGCUCUGUCGUCUUCCUCCGUGCGUGUCUGUUCGAGUACGACGUGCCUUACGUGAAAGGAAUGCAGCUGGGCGAACUACAGAGAGUGCCUUUAAGAAUCCUUACGUCCAAGAGUUUCUCCAGCGCUCCAGUAGCAUCUCGGGUGUGGCGGGGAGUAUCCCUAUUGUAAUCGAAGUGGAUGGGAGUUUGCCUCCGUGCGCAUAUCCUUAUCCUUUGCUACAGGGAGGAUUUAUUAGUGUCAAGGAGCGGUGUUUGUUGCCUCACGGCACCGUCUCUGGGUAUCUCAGUGGGUAUCAACUUCCACCUGGUGUGCAGACAAUCCUGAAGAAGCAGCAGAGGCUCAAGGAACUUUUUCUGCCAUCUACGGUAAUGAACUCUUUUUCGUCUUCUUCUUCAUCAUCAUCAUCACGACUGGCGAUGGAUGCCGUUGCGGAGGAUAAUAACGCAGGAGGGUGUACAAUAUGCCGAGGUAAAAUGACCGGCCAGGAAGACGUCACUCAUCCAUGGAUCGGGCCUGAGUGCCGAAUGCGUGUUGCAUUGGAUGUGAGGGUGACGCCAGACAGGAAAGCGGUUAGUGAGAUAAAUGUUGAUUGCAGCGACGUGGACCGUGCAUUGACCCCACACCCGGACGGGAACGAAGGUGCCCCACUCGACCAACCGCAGUGGGGAAGGCGAGGAAGCCGUCGUCUUGUUGGGAAACCGUUCAGAUUUGAUUUUCGAUUAGUCACCCUCAACGAUGCCUGUGAAUUGGCGUUGUAUGAGGUCUCCACCAACAAUGCAUCGGACGAGGAGAUCAAGGCUGCCUUCGCAGCCGCCAACUUUACGGUCAUGAACGAUUUUUUGAAUGAUAUUGCGCUUGCGGAGGCCAUGCAGACGGUCUCACAGGAAAUACACACAGUGUCACGGGCGAAAAUUGCGGAUUUACCAAUGGCCGCCCAACACAUGUUGCGAGAGGGAUCUCCGCUGGAAUUGGUGGCCGAGCCACUCCUCAGCAUCCCCACAGCAUUAUCCCCUGUGGAUGGCGCUAUCGAACCACAGGCCGAUUUGUUAAAGCACAUGGAGCAGGUGUCAGAACGAAGCGGUCUGCGUGGUCACCGCUACCGUCUUCUCUUGGAGACGCUUGGAAACUUGAAGGAUGAGAAGACAUUCUUUCAUGUCGCCCAGUUAGUGUUUGGCAGUGGCUUGGAAUGCACCGCGAUUCACUUUCCAGAUCCAAGGAACGAAGCCAACACGAGUGCCGUCCAACAUCUUCUUCUUCGAAUGGAGGAGAGUGAAUUUUCAGAAGCAUACUGUAACAAUGUCGCAGAGCGUAUGUCUUUUGUGAGCCGUGGGGCCGCUGUUGACUGCGAGACGUACAACACGCUGCUCCAGAAUGGCAGCAUGCGGUGCCUCCCACCGCAGCGUGAAGUGAGUAUAGCGUGGGGCGGUGGACAUUCCACCAUUGUGCGAAGGGAGGAGUGUGGCGAAUUGGGAUGUGCAUACUGUGGGGCGCGUGGUCACGUCUGGAGUACAUGCCCAGGGGGAGUUCCGUUAAUAUCCAAUGAGGCAGGCUCUUAUGUUGAAGGGGAGAAAAGUAAAAAGGGAAUCACAAAAGACAAUUCAGUGACGGAAUCAGACAAGUCCAAUUUGGAACGAAAAGCCCUGGAUGACAUUUUGUUGACAACUGUGGAUGAUGUGACAGAUGCUCUUGAAAGUGCCACGAGAAAAACGGAUGAUGCAAACUUUAUUUCAAUUCCAAACAUUGCCCCAACGCAGGAUUUUAAUCCACAUGCUUGGCGCCGUCACAAUCAACGGCCAGCUUUGCAUCAACACCGCCUGCGAUGUGCGUACUGCAGUGGGAAGCAUCACAUUACGCAGUGUCCCAGGCUCUCUUGGAAUGAGAUGGGCGCCCAGGUAGGAGGUCAGUUAGACAAGGAACAGCUCCGUCAUAACGCGGAGAAAUUGUUCUGUAUUAAAUGUGGAAAAUUUGGCCACCUGUACGACAGAUGCCCAGCCGUACCGCAGGGACUUCACGCGGCGACACAUUGCCCCAUCUGCCUGCAGCCUCACCGUAAGAUACACCAUGAACCUUUACACUGCCCGCGUCGCGUCACGCCCCCGCAUGACUACUUCCCAAGCGGAGUACCCGCAAGUUUCGCGCAAGUUAACAGGAGCAGGAAAAAGUCAACCCGUCACGGGGGCGGUGUACUUCUUUCGGACUCCUUUUUUUCACGUCCGUAG
Messenger RNA from Trypanosoma cruzi, 2664 nucleotides. RefSeq lists its product as uncharacterized. The record is from RefSeq and is a predicted model, not a curated record. Bases 1 to 2664 code for a protein of 887 amino acids. Gene Ontology annotation, molecular function: nucleic acid binding; zinc ion binding. The transcript has a single exon. NCBI's taxonomy places the organism in Eukaryota, Euglenozoa, Kinetoplastea, Trypanosomatida, Trypanosomatidae.